Molecule: messenger RNA, 3867 nt
Organism: Physella acuta
Lineage: Eukaryota; Metazoa; Mollusca; Gastropoda; Physidae
Product: ADAMTS-like protein 4
Biological process (GO): extracellular matrix organization; proteolysis
Cellular component (GO): extracellular matrix
Molecular function (GO): metalloendopeptidase activity
Source: RefSeq, a predicted model, not a curated record
CGUAACGCCCCACUGAGCCAGCAGACGACGCCAGCACUGGGCCACCACCAGCCAGCCCUACACAACCACAACAACCCAGCGCUAGAUCAGCUCGCCAUGGAUCGCUGCCUCGUCCUGGGACUAUUCGCCAUACUCCAGAUACUGCAGAUAGGACUAGCCCAGCAGCAUGACGCAUGUGACGAAUGCCGACGUCACCCAAAGACGUGCCGACGUAUUUCCGGUCUGUUUACCGUCACGGUCAUGACGGAAGGCUCGUACAACCCCGUGGUGGAGAUUCCCUACCCGGCAUGCAACAUCAACAUCACAGAGUUUCAGGAGAGCAGGAAUUAUAUUGGUGUGAAGACUAAAAGUGACCAGGGAAUCGUCAACAGCUACUGGUCACUGGACCAACCUGGCCACUACAGAGGGGCGGGCACACAGUUCACAUACGAAAAAAACACAGCGAGGUGCAGAGGGACUUGUAUUUAUGCUGAUGGCCCAACUACUGAGGCUAUUGUUGUACAGAUCUUCUACCACGCUAAGAAUCCUGGGAUAGCCUACACCUUCACGAUACCCAACUCCGUCUCGUUCACGCCUUUUGGCGGCGUCCAGAGCAGGAUACAGUCGCCCUCACAGCCGCUGCAUGAGGCGCCCUCGACCUCACGACUCGAGGCGCCCUCGACCUCACGACUCGAGGCGCCCUCGAACUUACGUCUGGAGGCGCCCUCGACCUCACGACACGAGGCGCCCUCUGCAUCUCGACACAACAUCACCCGUCUGCAGGCGCUGCGCAGACACAGACAGCGGCUGUCCAUGAACAGGACCAGCGAGGAGUUUACGGGCGAGGUCUACACGGGGUCUCAGUCCAACAGAUCAGAAGGUCGACCUGAGUCGACGUCUUCAUUAACAGAUGGCACUGGAGUCAGAGGCAGAUAUGACUAUACUGGAUCAAGGUACGGGACACACACGCUAGGGGGCCGGGGGCAGAGCUACACCCACGCUGGAGACUCACAGUCCCACGUUAGAAAGAAUAUCAGAAGACAACCAGCAAGAAACACAAGCAGACACCGGACACCCGCCCCCAACGUCUUGCGCAGGCAGCACGUACCGGAACACAUCGCGCAAGUAAAAUCAAACCAACCGCUCAGUGCAGCACACCAUCAGAUUUAUCCACAAACAACGUCGUAUCAAGAGGCCUAUCAUGUUGUAGAUAAUUACGAUGGCCAAAACUAUCACCCAAUUGAUUCUGGUUACCCUGGUCAAGGGAGCAGUGAAUAUCGCUGGAAAAUUGCAGGAUUUACAGACUGUUCUCAUCCUUGUGGGGGAGGUACUCAAAACACAAAUAUUGUGUGUAUAUCAAGCACUGGAAGGACACAAGUAGUUGUCACACCUGAAAACUGUGCUGCUCAUUUGAAGCCAAAUUCCCAGACAGUUCAGUGCAAUACUGCCCCGUGUGAACCUGUGUGGGAAGCCAAAGAGUGGUCUGCAUGCAGUGUGACGUGUGGGUCAGGUACACAAACCCGGAUAGUCGUGUGCCAGCAGAGGCUCUCUCCAUCCCUGACCCUCAAAGUUUCAGCUGACCAGUGUGGACUAGCGGAGAAACCAGCAGUAGCCCAGCAGUGUGAGGUCAGCUUGUGUGCUGGAUGGCAGACUGGAGCUUGGAGCCAGUGUAGCAAAGAGUGUGGUGGUGGUGAGAGACAGCGUGAGGUCAGAUGUGUGGACAAGACAGACUCGCACAUUCCCGCCAACUACUGCACACAGCCAGCACCUGUAGAGGUCGAACAAUGCAACACACAUAGCUGUACAACACAGUGGUGGAUAUCCCAAUGGUCAGAGUGUUCUGAAUCGUGUGGAAAAGGCCAGCGAAGCCGUUCAGCUGUUUGUGUUAAUGACAAAGGUCAUGUGAUUUCCCAUAAUUCCUGUGACCACCAGGAUGUCCCAAAGCUGAAGGAAGUUUGUCAACAUGAUACAGGCUGUGGUGGUGUAUGGUUUGUGGGAACUUGGAGCAAGUGUACACCAGACUGUGGAAAUGGUGUAAGGACGCGCCAGGUUGUUUGUCUUAAAGAAGUGCAGUCUGUGCUGUCUAUAGUGCGAGAUGAAGAUUGCCAAAGCUCACUCAAGCCAACAAUUUCUGAGCCAUGUGUCAAUACAGGAUGCAGUGCCAAAUGGUACACCUCUCCUUGGUCAGAGUGUUCAGUGACAUGCGGAGAAGGCCGCAGAACAAGACAGGUUCGCUGUAUAGAAGAUAACAGGAGACCCUCAUCCAACUGUGAUAACUUGCUCAAGCCAGAGGUCCAGAAAGUUUGCUCCCAGCAGUCUUGUAACACAAGACAUCAACACGAACCAGAUGUUGCACAAGCUCAAGCAAGUAACAGUCACUAUAGAGUACACAGCAGUAGGACCAACACAACAGAAGUCCACUACAGACCUUACACAGAACAGUACCAGCAUCAGAAACCACAGAACCUUGUCGUACCAGGCUCGCAGGCUAGGCCAGGUAAGGACAUUCCUUGUCAGGAUUCAUAUUGGAACUGCCGUAGAGUGAUUCAGGCUGGCCUAUGCUACUAUUUCAGGGAGUCAUGCUGCGCGUGUGUGUUAUAAUUCAAUCUGAGAGUAAUCCCUCCCUGUUGUUUAUUUAAAAAAAUAUGGUGCUACAGAAAAUUUACCUGUGAUGGUCUACACAGGCCACGACUGGCUAAAAAAACCUUUUUCCAUUCCAGAAAAUUUUGUUUGUAUCCUGCUUUGAGAUACAAUUUAUAUGCUGGUUACUUAACAUGUAAUUGAAGAAAUUGAUUUUUUUUUUUAAUUAGAACUUUCAAAAUAUUACUUUCAAUGUAAAUAAAAAUUUGAGCUUUAAGUCAUAAAUUGUAAUGUGCAAAAUAAUUCAGUUAUUAGCUAGCCAAUAGUUAAAUUGUUUUGUACUUUUCAAAUGUAUAUUACUAUUAUUUCAUCUAGAUUCUUAAAUUAUUAGCUUUUCUCCUAAUAGUUGGCAUUUUAUUGCUAAUAUCUUUAAUAAUUAUUAAUUUAAAAUCAGUUGGCUGUAGUUAGAUUGGUAUUUUGUAUAUUGAAAUGCCAUACAAGCAAAAAUAAACUAAAAAGGAUGAAAGUAAUUCCAAGGUUCUUAUCUAACGUUUAAAAACAUAUCCUGUGACUUGGCUUUAGGCUGCUUUUUUCCAUUAUAUUAUAACUGCACUCUUGCUCAUUUACUAUUUCUGUUCAAAAGUUACUUUAGAAAAUGCUUUAUUUCAAUUAGAAAAAUUACUUUCUAAAAUAUUAUUAUUUUUAUUUUAUUGAUCUAGUAGUUUCCAUUAAGAAAAUUACUAUCUAAAACUUUAAUUCAGUGUUCUCUAACUACAAGAUAAGGCAGAAAAGACAAAAAGUCUAAUCAGUCUGCCGCAAUAAAGACUGUAUAGGGUAAUAUACAUUUAUAACAAUGCUAAUUACAUAUCAAUUAGCAAAACCUUCAUUAUGACAAAGUGUGGUCACACUACUUUAUUUAUAAUUAUUUAUAGCAACAUAUGAUGUGAAUUAAAGCAUUUAUCAGAAGUGGAAGUUUGUUUAUCAGAACUGCUAUAUAUUUACCUUCUGAAAUCAGUAUUGAUUUUUAUAAAUAUGACUAAAGCAUCAAUACUUAACAUGCUCCUUUCUUUGCUUUGAAAUAUAAGUCAAGUGCUAAUCUAAAAUUGAUAAUCUCUCAAUAUUUAAAAUAAACGAUGUACACAGCAGUAAUGAUACUGGUGUCAAGAGAAAUCAUGUAGAUAUAAUAAUUAUACAAUACUCAAUAGCAGGAGUUGUAUUACACUACCUGAAAUUAUGAUUUGAUUCUUAUGUUGUGAUUGUUUUCAAACCAUGUUGCUUUUAAUAAAUAUUAUUUUAAAUACAUGUGAA